Lepus europaeus (European hare) is the source of this 5528-nucleotide messenger RNA. It is a transcript of the gene MRC2, whose product is annotated as mannose receptor C type 2. NCBI's taxonomy places the organism in Eukaryota, Metazoa, Chordata, Mammalia, Lagomorpha, Leporidae. Gene Ontology annotation, molecular function: signaling receptor activity. The record is from RefSeq and is a predicted model, not a curated record.
AUGGGGCCCGGCCGGCCGGCCCCCGCACCCUGGCCUCGUCACCUGCUGCGCUGCGUCCUUCUCCUCGGGGGCCUGCACCUCGGCCGCGCCGGGGCCGCCGCCGCCGCCCCCCCGGACCCCGAUGUCUUCCUCAUCUUCAGCCACGGCCUGCAGGGCUGCCUGGAAGCCCUGGGCGGGCAGGUCCGCGUCACCCCAGCCUGCAAUGCCAGUCUGCCUGCCCAGCGCUGGAAGUGGGUCUCCCGAAACCGGCUCUUCAACCUGGGGACCACGCAGUGCCUGGGUACCGGCUGGCCGGGCACCAAUACCACAGCCUCCCUGGGCAUGUACGAGUGUGACCGGGAGGCGCUGAAUCUUCGCUGGCACUGUCGCACGCUGGGCGACCAGCUGUCCUUGCUCCUGGGGGGCCGUGCCGGCAACGUGUCCAAGCCCGGCACCCUUGAGCGUGGCGACCAGACGCGCAGUGGCCAGUGGCACAUCUAUGGCAGCGAUGAGGAUCUGUGCGCCCGGCCCUACUAUGAGGUCUACACCAUCCAGGGGAACUCCCACGGGAAGCCGUGCACCAUCCCCUUCAAGUACGACAGCCAGUGGUUCCAUGGCUGCACCAGCACGGGCCGUGAGGACGGGCACCUGUGGUGCGCCACCACCCAGGACUAUGGCAAGGACGAGCGCUGGGGCUUCUGCCCCAUCAAGAGUAACGACUGCGAGACCUUCUGGGACAAGGACCAGCUGACCGACAGCUGCUACCAGUUUAACUUCCAGUCCACGCUGUCAUGGCGGGAGGCCUGGGCCAGUUGCGAGCAGCAGGGGGCGGACCUGCUGAGCAUCACAGAGAUCCACGAGCAGACCUACAUCAAUGGGCUCCUCACCGGGUACAGCUCCACGCUGUGGAUUGGCCUGAACGACUUGGACACCAGUGGCGGCUGGCAGUGGUCAGACAACUCACCUCUCAAGUACCUCAACUGGGAGAGCGAUCAGCCCGACAACCCCAGUGAGGAGAACUGUGGCGUGAUCCGCACCGAGUCCUCGGGCGGCUGGCAGAACCGCGACUGCAGCAUCGCGCUGCCCUACGUGUGCAAGAAGAAGCCAAACGCCACGGCUGAGCCCAGCCUGCCAGAGAGGUGGGCCAACGUGAAGGUGGAGUGCGAGCCCAGCUGGCAGCCCUUCCAGGGCCACUGCUAUCGCCUGCAGGCCGAGAAGCGCAGCUGGCAGGAGUCCAAGAAGGCGUGCCUGCGGAGCGGGGGCGACCUGCUGAGCAUCCACAGCAUGGCCGAGCUGGAGUUCAUCACCAAGCAGAUCAAGCAAGAGGUGGAGGAGCUGUGGAUCGGCCUCAAUGACCUGAAGCUGCAGAUGAAUUUUGAGUGGUCGGACGGGAGCCUUGUGAGCUUCACCCACUGGCACCCUUUCGAGCCCAACAACUUCCGCGACAGUCUGGAGGACUGUGUCACCAUCUGGGGGCCGGAAGGCCGCUGGAAUGACAGUCCCUGUAACCAGUCCUUGCCAUCCAUCUGUAAGAAGGCAGGCCAGCUGAGCCAGGGUGCUGCCGAUGAGGACCACGGCUGCCGCCAGGGUUGGACAUGGCACAGCCCCUCCUGCUACUGGCUGGGAGAGGACCAAGUGACCUACAGCGAGGCCCGGCGCCUGUGCACCGACCACGGCUCCCAGCUGGUCACCAUCACCAACAGGUUCGAGCAGGCCUUCGUCAGCAGCCUCAUCUACAACUGGGAGGGCGAGUACUUCUGGACAGCCCUGCAGGACCUCAACGGCACCGGCUCCUUCUGCUGGCUCAGCGGGGACGAGGUCAUGUACACCCACUGGAACCGCGACCAGCCCGGCUUCAGCCGUGGGGGCUGCGUGGCCCUGGCCACAGGCAGCGCCAUGGGACUGUGGGAGGUGAAGAACUGCACCUCGUUCCGCGCUCGCUACAUCUGCCGGCAGAGCCUGGGCACACCAGUGACGCCAGAGCUGCCGGGGCCAGACCCCACGCCCAGCCUCACCGCUUCCUGUCCCCAGACCUGGGCCUCGGACCCCAAACUCCGGCAUUGCUAUAAGGUGUUCAGCUCAGAGCGGCUGCAGGACAAGAAGAGCUGGAUCCAGGCCCAGAGGGCCUGCCAGGAGUUGGGAGCCCAGCUGCUAAGCCUGGCCAGCUAUGAGGAGGAGCACUUUGUGGCCAACAUGCUUAACAAGAUCUUCGGUGAAUCAGAGCCCGAGAUCCACGAGCAGCACCUGUUCUGGAUCGGCCUGAACCGUCGCGACCCCCGCGCGGGUCAGAGCUGGCGCUGGAGCGACGGCCUUGGGUUCUCUUACCACAACUUCGACCGGAGCCGGCACGACGACGACGACAUCCGGGGCUGCGCGGUGCUGGACCUGGCCUCGCUGCAGUGGGUGGCCAUGCAGUGCGAGACGCAGCUGGACUGGAUCUGCAAGAUCCCCAGAGGUGUCGACGUGCGGGAACCUGACAUCAGCCCGCAAGGCCGGCGGGAAUGGCUGCGCUUCCAGGAGGCCGAGUACAAGUUCUUCGAGCAUCACUCGGCGUGGGCGCAGGCGCAGCGCAUCUGCACGUGGUUCCAGGCCGAGCUGGCCUCUGUGCACAGCCAGGCUGAGCUGGACUUCCUGGGGCACAACCUGCAGAAGUUCUCCCGGGGCCAGGAGCAGCAUUGGUGGAUCGGCCUGCACACUUCGGAGAGUGAUGGGCGCUUCAGGUGGACAGAUGGUUCCGUUAUAAACUUCAUCUCCUGGGCUCCUGGCAAACCUCGGCCCAUCGGCAAAGACAAGAAGUGCGUGUACAUGACGGCCAGCCGAGAAGACUGGGGGGACCAGAGGUGCCUGACAGCCUUGCCCUACGUCUGCAAGCGCAGUAACAGCACCAGAGAGACGCAGCUCCCAGACCUGCCUCCCGCGGCUGUGGGGGGCUGCCCCUCUGGCUGGAACCAGUUCCUCAACAAGUGUUUCCGGAUCCAGGGCCAGGACCCCCAGGACCGGGUGAAGUGGUCGGAGGCACAGUUCUCCUGUGAGCAGCAGGAGGCUCAGCUGGUCACCAUUGCGAACCCCUUAGAGCAAGCAUUCAUCACUGCCAGCCUGCCCAAUGUAACCUUUGACCUUUGGAUUGGCCUCCAUGCCUCGCAGAGGGACUUCCAGUGGGUGGAGCAGGAGCCACUGCUGUAUUCCAACUGGGCUCCCGGAGAGCCCUCUGGCCCUAGCCCUGCUCCCAGUGGCAACAAGCCGACCAGCUGUGCGGUGGUCCUGCACAGCCCCUCAGCCCACUUCACUGGCCGCUGGGACGAUCGGAGCUGCACGGAGGAGAAGCACGGCUUCAUCUGCCAGAAGGGCACAGACCCCUCCCUGAGCCCUUCCCCGGCAGCCACGCCCCCGGCGCCGGGCACGGAGCUCUCCUACCUCAACGGCACCUUCCGGCUGCUGCACAAGCCGCUGCGCUGGCACGACGCCCUCCUGCUGUGCGAGAGCCGCAACGCCAGCCUGGCCCACGUGCCUGACCCCUACACGCAGGCCUUCCUCACGCAGGCUGCCCGAGGGCUGCGCACGCCACUCUGGAUCGGGCUGGCCAGUGAGGAGGGCUCCCAGCGCUACUCCUGGGUCUCAGAGGAGCCGUUGAGCUACGUGAGUUGGCAAGAUGGGGAGCCCCAGCAGCCGGGGGGCUGUGCCUACGUGGACCUGGACGGGGCCUGGCGCACCACCAGCUGUGACACCAAGCUGCAGGGGGCUGUGUGCGGGGUCAGCAGGGGGCCCCCUCCCCUCCGAAGAGUCAGCUACCAGGGCAGCUGUCCCCAGGGGCUGGCCGACUCGGCCUGGAUUCCGUUCCGGGAGCACUGCUAUUCCUUCCACAUGGAGCUGCUGCUGGGCCACAAGGAGGCGCUGCAGCGCUGCCAGAGAGCGGGUGGUGCAGUGCUGUCCAUCCUGGAUGAGAUGGAGAAUGUGUUUGUCUGGGAGCACCUGCAGAGCUCCGAGGGCCAGAGUCGCGGCGCCUGGCUGGGCAUGAACUUCAACCCCAAAGGGGGCACCCUGGUCUGGCAGGACAACACGGUGGUGAACUACUCGAACUGGGGGCCCCCCGGCCUGGGCCCCAGCAUGCUGAGCCACAACAGCUGCUACUGGAUCCAGAGCAGCAGCGGGCUGUGGCGCCCCGGCGCCUGCGCCAACGUCACCAUGGGCGUCGUCUGCAAGCUCCCGCGCGUGGGGGAGAGCAGCUUUUCUCCAUCAGCAGCCCUGCCGGAGAACCCCGCAGCCCUGGUGGUGGUGCUGAUGGCCGUGCUGUUGCUCCUGGCCCUGUUGACCGCCGCCCUCAUCCUCUACCGCCGGCGACAGAGCAUCGAACGGGGGGCCUUCGAGGGUGCCCGCUACAGCCGCAGCAGCACUGGCCCAGGCGAGGCCACUGAGAAGAACAUCCUGGUGUCCGACAUGGAAAUGAACGAGCAGCAAGACUAGAGCCAAGGGCAUGGGCAGGGCGGGGGGCAGGAGGAAGGCUGAGGAGCCAGGCCCCCCGCCAGCACCAGGUCUGCUCGGCUGUGGAGGGGGCCCUUGGGAGUGACUGCUGGGAGCCGGGGCUGGGGGUUCUGCCCUCCGUGAGGGCAGAGUGCACUGUGUUUCCCUGGGGUGGGGGCCGCCAGUCCUGUCGCCUGGCCUGUGCCCCAGGGUAACCAGAGGCAGGGUGGAAGGGGGACGAGGGACUGCUGCUGCUCCCACCAGAGCCCCUCGCCCAGGCCUGUCGACCCUCAUGCCCACCAGGACCCCCUUAGGUGCAGAGCCCGCAGAGGUUCCCUAUCCCCUGGGUAGCUCCCUUUGUCGCUUCUCUCUUCCCACCCGGCAGGCUCAGCUCUGCACCCCUCCCCCUGCCCCUUUGCCCCCGACUCACCCAGCCUGCCCUCUGAGCCUGGGUCCUGGGGUUUGGGGCAGCCCUCCUGCUCUUGAUGGGGAUCAGUUCAGGGGGCUGGGCACCCCACUGCUGUGCCUGCUGGGGAGGCUGUGGGGCGCGGCAGGAGGGCCCUGGGUAGGUCAGGCCUGAGAACCAGGGCCCCAGUGUGGGGUCUGCUGGCUGGACGCAGGACUAGGGAGAGACACCCCAACCUCCCAAAGGAGAGGGCUGGGGUGUCAUCUCCUGCCGGUCGGGGGGGGGCCGUGUCCCUGAAAGAGUCCCCUGUGGGGACAGAAGUAAGUUCCCUAUCGUGUCCAGCUCCUGGCUCUGGUUUGGAGAGAGGGGAGGGGCUUGCCUGCAUACUGGUGGCCUGGGAGAAGCAGGUGCCCAGGGCCGGCUCCAGGUGUCACGCUCCGGUGAGGCUCAGAGGAUUGCGCCUGCGCUCUGAGCGCCCCUUUGGAGGUGGGGAUCUUGGUGGGGGGUGGGAGGGAGUGUGCAGCCAGUCCUGGGGCCCCAGAGUGGGACAAUGUGAACACGGACUCCAAGACAUGGUCCCUUUUGUGUAGUUCUUGAUUUUUUUUAAAUGUGCCAUUAUUUUGGAAAAAAAAGGAAAAAAGAAAAGCAAACAAAUAAAACACCUGUAAGAGGCUUGAGAGAGAGG